AGACACUCUCCCACAGGAAACAAAGUGUGACUCAUUGCUGUCACUGCAUCCUGAAGCCUCCUAGCCUUCAAUUUCCAAACAGAUCUCGCCAUGAUGGAGACGGAGCAAAUGGCUGCGAGUUGUCCUGCCCCGGACCAAACUCCUGUCAGGAGCUGGCUCUCCUCCAGCUCCAGAGGGGCACCCAGCCACCCCCCCUCCCGUUUCUCUGGAGACGGGGUCCGCUACAAAGCCAAGCUCAUCGGUGUGGACCAUGUGCCGGACGCCCCGGGACACAAGAUGUGCUGGGACUCCAUGAUGAAGCUAAAGGGCUUUGAGGCGGCAGCGAGGAAGCAGGGGAGACACAAGCAGAGAGUCUGGUUGAAAGUUUCCUCCAGCGGCCUGAGAAUAGUGGAUGAAAGGACCGGGGUGAGUUACACUGACUGCAACUCCCCCAAAUCUCUCUUCCUCUUUGUGUUGGCCUGA
This is a messenger RNA of Notothenia coriiceps (black rockcod), 462 nucleotides long. Its product is annotated as disabled homolog 2-like. The record is from RefSeq and is a predicted model, not a curated record. Bases 91 to 462 code for a protein of 123 amino acids. Gene Ontology annotation, cellular component: intracellular membrane-bounded organelle; cytoplasm. The transcript is spliced from 4 exons. Lineage: Eukaryota; Metazoa; Chordata; Actinopteri; Perciformes; Nototheniidae.